Molecule: messenger RNA, 904 nt
Organism: Austrofundulus limnaeus
Lineage: Eukaryota; Metazoa; Chordata; Actinopteri; Cyprinodontiformes; Rivulidae
Product: GTPase IMAP family member 4-like
Exons: 3
Coding region: 1-882 (293 amino acids)
Molecular function (GO): GTP binding
Source: RefSeq, a predicted model, not a curated record
AUGGUUUCAGAGCUGAGUCUGGUUCUUGUUGGGAAGACUGGAGCAGGAAAGAGCUCCAGUGGAAACACUAUACUGGGAAGAAAUGCUUUCAGGACAACAUUCAAACACUUCUCAGAGACCGCUGAAUGCUCCAAGCAGCGAGAUGAGGUUUUCAACAAGAUGGUUUCUGUUGUCGACACUCCUGGUCUCUUCGACACCUAUCAGUCUGAUGAUAAAGUGAAGAGAGAAAUCUCUAAAUGCAUCAACAUGUCGGCCCCCGGGCCCCACGCUAUUCUGCUGGUCAUCAAAUUUGGGCCUUUCUCAAAAGAAGAGAGAGAUGCUGUGAUGAAGGUGGAGGAGAUCUUUGGAGAGGAGGCCUGGAAGUACACCAUCAUCCUUUUCACCCAUGCAGAUGAAGCUCCUUCUGAUUUUGAUCAGAAAUUGCAAACAGUUCGACCUGAGCUACAAGAAAUCCUAAAGAAGGCUGGAAACAGAUACCACCUUUUCAACAACCGUCAAGUGAACAAUCGUCGACAAGUUCUGGAUCUGUUGGAGAAGAUCCAGGAGAUGGUGAACGACAACGAAGGGAAGUUUUUCUCAAAUGACAUGUAUCAAAACACAAUGAAGAUGUUGGAUCAGAGAGAGAAAGAGCUGAAGCAGUUAUAUGAGCAGACACUAAAGGAGCAAAUAGAAGCUGUAAAGGCAGAAUAUGAGGCACUGCUGAAAGAAGCUAAAGAGGAACGAGACCAGCUGGAGAAACGACAACAAUUGGAGCUGGAGGAGUUGAAGCGUUACUACCAUGCCUUAGAGAGCGGAGUCCGUCACGUUGUGGAGCAGAUGACCAAAGAUGAUAACCCCGAUGAACUCCUCAAGAAUUUUUACAAAACCCUUAAACUGAACUAGGUAUGGGUAGCUUUCACAUUUG